AUUGUUCAUGAACAUCACAUCAUAUUUGUAAUGCUAUUACUAUAAUCAAACCGUGAAAUUUAAUAUUGAAAAAUAUAAUAGUAUUUUAAAUCAAAAGUAACGAAUCUUCAAAAUGGUAAGUGAACUAUAAUAUAUAACUUAAUCACUAUUGUAUUUUAAAUAAUAUAUUUGCUGAUCACAGUUCUUUCGGAGCUUUGCUUUUCGACCAGAAUACAGGAAUGGAGUAAAUCAUCUAAUGUUUACAGUAGUUCAAAGUUCAAUAAAAAAUAGAUGAUACUGUUAGGUUUGGGAAGAUUUAUGUUAAAUGUCUAAAGAUUAAUUUUUCAUACGCGUAAACUACUCUCCGAUUUGCGGUAUUUUAUUAGAAUGAGUCUUUGAGUUUAAAAACAGUGGUAAUUCAAACUCUAGUAUUCAAUCUCAUUUAAUUUUUUUUUUUUAGAAUGUAUGAGGUUUUUUGCUUUGUUCUACUGCUUGGAUGUUACUAAAAACUAAGAAAAUAACAAAACUGAAUACACUAUAUCAGUUAUUCGUAUUAUAAUUUUUGUAUUAUUCUAUAUUACCUAUUAUUAAAAACUUCCAUAUGGGAGACAGCCGAAGUAACUAUUUAUUAAAAGUUAAUCAAAAAUGUAUAUUUUAUCCAACUGUUUUUUAAUUUCCAAUAGUAUACACUAUUAGCAGUCUCAUUCUUUAAUAAGUACCUACCAUAGAAUUAUAUUUGUAGUUUACCAAUAAUUUUCUGGGAGGUUUGUAAAACAUCUUAUCGUCUAGGUCUUUUCUGGUUUUAAUACUUUUUUCAUGAUUGUAUUAUAUUUCAAAUAUUUUUUGAUAUUAUUAGGGAGAGCCAGUUGAUACUGAACCUGCUGCUCCUUCUGCAGAAGAAAUAAUUAUUAAACAUCCAUUGGAAAAUAAAUGGACCCUUUGGUUUUAUGAAAACAAGAGUAAAGUUUGGGAAGAAAAUAUUCACGAAGUUGCAAGUUUUGAUACUGUUGAAGAUUUUUGGUGGUAAGUUAAAUAAAUUGAAUUUAAAAAAUUUCAUUUAAUAUAAAACAAUACUUUAAUUCUGACUGUUGAGUUCAAAAUAAAAAAAGAAAGUCAAAUUAUUAAAAAAACUACUUUUAUAUUUUUGCUCCUCUAUCCUUACCUUAUCAUCAUACUGCAGUCAAUUUUUGUUAUUUCCGUGUUUUUAUUAUUAUUUGCUGCAUCUUAACAUUUUAAUUGUAGUUUUACUCUAUUUAAAUGUUUAAUGAUAUUUUAUAUUUUAUGUUACAUGUUAAAAAUCUUUGUAAAAUUUUUUUAUGCCAUACGAAAAAUAAAAUAAAUUUAAAAAUUUGGUAGAUUUUCAAGUUUGGUUUUGCUCAAGAGUUAGACAGGUCUGGUGAAUGGUUAACAUUUUUCAAAUUCUGCAAAUUCUUGCUUUUAAACCAGGUGUUUCUUGGCGGGAAGUAUGAAAAUCAAAAAUUUGGACUGGAUGCACGAAAAAUAAAUGUGUUUGGUUUUCUUCAUUAUUUUAAUUUUUUUACCCUAAUAGCCAGACUUCAAUUUAUUUCUUAAUGUCUAUAAUUAAUAAAUUUUAAUUAAGACAAAAUCAUAAUUUGAAAAAAAAAAUUACCUGUGUAUUAAAUAUAGUAGAACCUUGACUAUCCAUCAGUUAUCACUAUCUUAUACAUUAACAUGUUUUAAAAAGUUUAUAACAACAUAUUAUGAUAACUUCCCAACACACUCAAUUGAUAAAUGAAUAUCUGAUUGUAGAAUUAUCACAUAACGUAUAGAGUGUAUGAUUUAUUUUAGAAAAACUUAUAUUUAUUUCAGUCAUGAUUCAGUCAGUUUUGAUUAGAACCUGUUUGAGGACGAUGCAAGCUGUGCACUUGCAGAGAGCCCCCUCACUCUUAAAGGCCUUGCGUCUAAUCACAAUCAUAGUUAGAUAGUAAUUUUACAUAUUAUUUAGAAAAAUAUAAACUAAAAUGAAUGAACUAAGAAAAAUUGUAUUGUAAAGAUUUACCUAUGCUUGGUAUUAGAAGGUGAAAAGCAAAAAAAAAAAGUAAUUCAAGACUCGUAAAGAUGAUCGUACAGAGCUUUGGUGUUUUCCAAUCUGGCCCUGCUCAUAAUCCCUUGGCUUUACUUUAUAUUAAUAUUUGAAAAUUCCCAUUCAAUUUAAUUUAAUUAUGUUUUAUAGAAAUAAUAAUUCUAAAUAUGUAUUUUUAGUUUGUUUAAUCACAUUAAACCUCCAAGUCAACUAUCUUUACAUUGUGAUUAUAACUAUUUUAAAAAUGGCAUCAAGCCUAUGUGGGAAGAUGACAAAAAUAGUACUGGUGGCCGUUGGUUGUUACAGUUACCACCUGCAAAAAAUAGUCCACAAGUGGAUGAUUAUUGGAAAAAUUUAGUAAUAACUAAUUUUAUUUAUUUUCUAUUAUUUGAUUUUAAAUUCUAAAAUGACUUUUAGAUAAUGAGUAUAAUUGGUGAAGUUUAUGAGCAUAGCUGUGAAAUUAAUGGAGCUAUAGUUAAUAUACGAAGUAAAGGAACUAAAAUAGCAAUAUGGACAAACAAUGCAUCAAAAGAAAAUGGAGAUAACAUUAUAACAAUUGGGUAUGUAAUAAACAAAAUUUAAGUCUUAUUGCUUAUUUUGUUGGCUUUACUUUAAAUCAUUUAUUUAUGUCAUGUUCUUAAUUAAAAUAUGAAAAUAUCUUUGUUUUAUUAUUGCAACAGAAUUUUUUUUUUUUGUAUAUUUUCUACUUUAUCUCUUACAGACCUUCAUGUCGUGAAGGUUUGAUUUUUUAAAUAUUCUUCUUUGUUCAAACCAGUCUUAUGUCUGUGAAGGUUACAUUUGAACUAUUGAUACCCCUUUUUUUUUUCUUUAGUGUUCCCUUAAGUAUUUGUAAAAAAAUUACACAAGUAAGUUGAGAAAAAAUAUAGAAAAGAAAGUUAGGUUAAGUUAUGAUUAUUGGGACAGAAGACAUGUAGCUCUAAAAUAUCACUGAAUACUUAUGCAUUUAAAAAUCUAAAAAGUUACUCUACAUUUUUUUUCCUAGAGAUUUAAUUUAUUAUUACAAAGUCUAAAAUAUGAAAAACAAUACAUUAUCUACUUAAUUUAAUUAUAUGCCCCACUAUGACUAAAUAAAUUUAAAAAAUUGUCUUAUUGAGAUUGUUACUUUUACUUUUUAUUGGUUUAAUUAAGUAGACAAUUAAACAUUACUUGUGUCAAUUGAUUGAUGAAUUGGACCAUUAUGAUAACUACUGACAUAAAAUUGUUGCUAAUUAUUUAUGAGUAGGGAUGUCAUUUUGAUAAAUAUUAUUUUUUAAAAUUGUACAAAACAAAACCUUAAAAAAUAUUCAAUUCAAAAUUAUAAAAUGUGUAUAACUGAAAUUUGUCUAGAAUUGUUUUUUGUUGGCAAUGGUUUAUUAGUACAUACAGAUAUUAAUUAAAUAACUAUAUGAGGUUUUAGUCAAUUAGUCAAUUAUAGUUUAUUAUUUAUUUUUAUUAUUAGUUUAGUCAAUUAAACCUACCCAUAUUUUACCAAAAAACCAUAAUAAAAAAAUUAAUAAUAAUAAGCUGGUACUGGGAAAAACAAAUUUAUUUUAGGUUUACCUAGAGAACUAGCUAUCACAUAGAGUUUUCUAAUAAUUGGAUGACCAAUGGAUUGACAUGGUGAUCUAAUUUCGUCUCGUCUUUGUGAUCAAAUUUGGAUUUCACCAGCUAUUGUAGGCAGCAUCAUAUCACGGUGAAUGGCAUUGUUUCUUUCAAACCAGUAGGCUACAGUGAUGGUCCAAAGAGUGAUGUUUUAGCAACGUAGUAUAUCAAUAUUAGACUUACUGGCACACUCGAAUGCCAUAGGUCCAAAUUGGUUUUAUGAUAGUUACUUAUAGUAGAUGUUUGUUUGCUAUAGUUAACUUGGAGUGGGUCUAACUAAUAGAGCUUUCUAAUUUUUUUUUGUAAUUUGUAUUUUUUUCUAAUGGUGUUUCCAGUUUAAAUAGGAGUCUGUGGUACAUUAUAAAGUAUUUUGUUAAAUCUUUUUAAGAGAUUUAUGUUUGAUUCAACAUGAUUUAAGAGGAUUUUUUUCUGCUUUACAUAAUGUAUAGUUGACGUGUACUGAUUUAUCACCAUUUAUCUUAAUUGUCCAACAUCUCUUCCAGGCAAAUAUGUUGUCAAUUAAUUCUUAGAAGUUAUCAGUUGCAAUUAGUUGAUUCUUACUUGUCGAAAAAAUUGUCGUAUCAUUGACAAACAUAGCUAUCGUUGUGUUGUCAUUGUUUGGUAUAUCAACUAUGUAGAGUAGGUACAGGAUAGGUCUUGAGAUACUCCAGCUAAUAUAUCUUCCCAUUUGGUUACUGUUUCUUCAUGUAUGGAUUGGAAUUAGCAGUCAGUUAAAUAUGACUCAAAAAGUGCCCACCAGGUAUGUGGCAGUUGAUCAAGCAAUUUGAUGAGGAAACCCUUGUGCCAGACUUUGUCAAAAGCCUGAGCUACAUCAAGGAACACUCCACAGCAGUAAUCUUUUUCUUCAAAAGCUUUACUUACCACGUUAGAUUAACUUGAUCAAUUGUCGAAUGUUGUGGAAUCCAAACUGAUGGUCCGGUUUAAGAUGUUUUUCUUCUAUGAUUGGUUUUAGAUGUUAAAGUAAAAGUUUCUUUAAGAGAGAGUUAAGACAAUCUUGGGAGGAGUGAUAUCAGUCGAUAUGAUGUUACAUCUUCUGGUGGUUUUCAAAAAAAAAAAAAUCAAAAGUCCAAAAACCAUUUUAAUGUAUAUUUUCUGUUUUUUCUCAAUUAUUAAAAAAAGAAAUAAUUUUGAGUGGAGUUCAGUUAUACAUAUUUAAAAAGGCUAUAAUAUUUACAAUUUUAAGUUAUAUAUUUCAUACAUUUUCCUGAUUUUCUCCAUUUAUAUUUAUAUUCUAUAUAUUAUUAUAUUUAUAUUCUUUAUAUAUUCUUUUAAUGUGAGUAUUUUUACCUACUUUUUACUUUCCAAUAGGCUAAUUAAUUAUUUCUUUUUAAAUUCAUAUCUUAUAUUGAUUACGUAUUUACCACUUCUACUUAUUUUUAGCUGUAAUUAAUCUUAAUGUUGUAUUGUACAUUUGUAACUCUUUCAAUCUACGUAUUAUUAUUGUAAUUGGAAUAUUAUUCCGUAUAUAUAUAAAUAAAUAAAUAAAUAAAUUUAUUAUGAAUUCCUAGGCAAAUCAAAAAAUGACCACUUUCAAGUACCACCCCAAUAAUAUUUUCUUUCAGAAAAAGUGUUACAGGUCAAAAUGUAUGGUAGAGAAGUUCAUAAAUAAAAAAUAAACUUCAUUAUAAAACCAAUAUAAUCCUUGCUCAACAAAAAAAAAUACAAGAAAAAUCAAAAAAUUUGGUGCUGAUAACUCAUAAAAUUAAUAUGAGGAAAAUUAUUAUAUUAUGUAUUUCAUUGAUAUAAAACUAUAUAUUUGUAACAUAUUAAUUUGUUUAAUAGUUCUGUAUUUUAGACAUAACCUGUAAUGUAUUAGGACAUUAAAAAAUAAAUAAAAAUAACUUAGUCAAUACAAACAUUUAUUAUAAUUAGGUGAACACAAUUGUAUUAAAUAAUUUUAAAAACCUAUAUUAAUAUUCUUUGCAUAUACUUUUGGGUCCAUGGAGUACUUUCAAUAUAUUCGUCUUAUCUGCUACUUAAAAUUAUAUGUAUAAUAAAUAUUUUUUUUUUAUUUAUGGGAUUCAUUAUUAUUUUUAAUAUUAUAUAUUAUGUAUUAAUUUACAGCGAGACUUUCUUAGUACGUUUUAUGGUUCCGAUUUUUUUUUUAAUUUAAUAUUUCCAUACAAAAUAAAAUAUAUAAACAUUCAACUUUUAAUUAAAGAAAUUUAGGCUUUUUAAUAUACCACAUUAUCUUUUUAGAACAGAGCAAAGAAUGUAUUGAUUUUACAAUGAUUUUUUUUAUUUUGUACAAAAAUUCUACCAGAAAUCUUACUCCAUAGUAUCAAGUGAAGCACUUUUUCUGAAAGGGAAUUUUCAUAGGGUGGCUAUUUAAGAUCAUUUUUUGAUUUUCCUAAGAGUUUUCUUAAUAAAUGGAAAAAAAAAUCAGGAAUAUGUACGAAAUGUAAGUGUUAGUAAAAAAAAUAUUUAGAUUUUUUUUCUGUGAACAACUUGUUUAAAAUCAAUUUUGCUCUGAUUUUUAACUGACUUUUGCUGAAAGGAAAUUUGACUUGUUUUUAUAAUAAAUGGGAAAAACCAAAAAAAAAGAAACUGGAAAGUAGGUGCAUUAUUAAAUAAAAUAUAUAAAGCAUAUGUAAUUAUUUUACCAUAAUAUGACAUAUAUAUUAUUGAUAAAGCAAUACUAUUAACUGAACUCUUCUCAGAAUUCUUUUUUGUUAGCAAUGGUUAGUCGUUUUUGUAAUACAUUUCCCUUCUAACUUUCCAACUUCUUACUUAUAACGAUGGUUCACUCAUGUGUGAAGUAUCUACCUGUGUCCGUCUUCUUUUUCAUUAUUAUGUUUGUUUAGGUAAUGUAAAAUGCAUUAAUUUUCAUUAUCAUUGUAAUAUCAGUAACUGUAUUGAAUUAAAUGUCAAUUUUGUUUUCCAUAUAGGUAUCUAAUUUAUCAAUUCGAAAUAGUCGUUUUGAAUACUAAAAACAAAUUACCUACAUACAUUUUUUUUUUUUAAAUUUCAAUUAUUUUUUGAGUUAUUUGUUUUUACCAUUAUUUCAGAAAGAAAAUAAAAGAAGUUUUGGGCAUUCAAAAUGAAAAGUUGGUGUACGAGGCCCAUGAAGACACUGCAAACAAACAUGGAACAUUUGCAAAACAUGCUUUUAUGUUGUAAAGUUGAAAAACGAGUGAAGAGUUUAAAGAAAAUUUCUUAUCAAAAAACCAUCGAUGAUAAAAUAAAUAUAUUUUUAAAAUAUCUACAUUAAUAUUGAUAUUUGAUUUUUCAAUAUUUUAAACAUUGCAUUAUGUAUAACAAUAAAAUCUGGUUUCUCCGUCUAAA
This is a messenger RNA of Cinara cedri, 6931 nucleotides long. NCBI's taxonomy places the organism in Eukaryota, Metazoa, Arthropoda, Insecta, Hemiptera, Aphididae. The record is from the annotation of a GenBank genome assembly.